This is a messenger RNA of Jaminaea rosea, 2950 nucleotides long. RefSeq names its product FtsJ-domain-containing protein. Bases 33 to 2855 code for a protein of 940 amino acids. Lineage: Eukaryota; Fungi; Basidiomycota; Exobasidiomycetes; Microstromatales. The record is from RefSeq and is a predicted model, not a curated record. Gene Ontology annotation, cellular component: nucleus; preribosome, large subunit precursor; nucleolus. Gene Ontology annotation, biological process: maturation of 5.8S rRNA from tricistronic rRNA transcript (SSU-rRNA, 5.8S rRNA, LSU-rRNA); maturation of LSU-rRNA from tricistronic rRNA transcript (SSU-rRNA, 5.8S rRNA, LSU-rRNA); rRNA methylation. Gene Ontology annotation, molecular function: rRNA (guanine) methyltransferase activity; rRNA (uridine-2'-O-ribose)-methyltransferase activity. The transcript has 2 exons.
UUGCUCAUCACCACCACAGAACGCAUAUAGCCAUGCCAAAGAAGAGGGAGAAGAAGACGGCCAAGGGCCGUCUCGACAAGUUCUACUGGCUAGCCAAGGAGCAAGGCUUCCGCUCUCGUGCCGCCUUCAAGCUCGUUCAGCUCAACAAGAAGUUCAACUUCCUCGAGAACGCUCGCUGCUGUAUCGACUUGUGUGCUGCUCCUGGAGGAUGGCUCCAAGUAGCAAGCAAGCACAUGCCCCCCAACUCGCUCAUCGUAGGAGUCGACCUCGUACCCAUCAAGCCAAUCCCACGCUGCAUCACCUUCGCAGAGGACAUCAACUCUUUCAAAUGCAGAGACGAGCUUCGAACCACCCUCAAAGACUGGAAGGCGGACAUUGUGCUGCACGACGGUGCGCCGAAUGUCGGUACCGCUUGGGUACAGGACGCCUACACUCAGUCUGAGCUGGUGCUCCAGUCCCUCAAGCUCGCAGUCGAAUUCCUGGCCCCUGGUGGUCACUUUGUCACAAAGGUUUUCCGAUCAAAGGACUACAACAAUCUGAUGUGGGUAUUCAAUCAACUCUUCCGUAGAGUGGAAGCCACCAAGCCCCCUUCCUCCCGUAACGUCUCUGCGGAAAUCUUCGUCGUCUGCCAAGACUUCAAGGCGCCCCGUCGCAUCGACCCCAAGUUCCUCGACCCGCAGCACGUCUUCAAGGACCUCGAGCCGCUCAAAGAGGCAGCAGGCGAGGGUACAUCUGGAGGUAUCGAUCCGGCGAUGAAGGGCACCAGCGCUCUCAAUGCGCACGCGAACGUCUUCGAGCCAGAGAAGAAGCGACGCAAGCGUGACGGGUAUGAGGAGGGAAACUACACGCAAUUCAAGGCCAUUACUGCGCAGGACUUUGUCAGAGGGCCGGACGCUGUCUCGAUGCUGGGUACGUACAAUCAGAUCACUUUCAAGACACCAGAGGACAAGGCACUCCUCGACCAUCAUGAAAGCAACGAGGAUAUCCGCGUCAACUGUGAGGAUUUGAAGGUACUCGGUCGCAAGGACUUCCGCAACCUCAUGAAGUGGCGUUUGGCCAUGCGUGAGCACCUGGGCAUCGAGACGCCCAAAGCAGCGCAGCCUGUUCAGGAGACGGUCGAGACGGAGGAGCUCGAGCCGAUGGAUUCGGAUGAGGAGAUGGACGCGGAGUUGGAGCGCUUGACCGAGGAGGAGCAACGCAAGUUGCGCAAGGAGAGGAGAAGGCGGAAUGAGGCGAGGGCGAAGAAGGUGUUGAAGAUGCAGCUGCAGAUGACUACGCCCAUGGACAUUGGUAUGGAGCAAGGGGACGCAGCAUUGCAGGGAGGGUCGGAAGACUUUUUCGAUCUGGGCAAUGGGCCGCAAGGCAAACCCAAGGCUAAGCCGCAGCUAGACGUCGAGGACGACGAGGAGAGCGAUGGCGGAGAGUCAACGACCAUCUCGAACAACGAAGACGACGAGGACGGGGAAGAACUCGACUCAGACGAGGAGCGCGAGCGUCGUCUGCGCCGCCUCGAAGGCGACAUGGACGGAAUGUACGAGGAGUAUCGCAACCACCUGUCCGACCGUGAUGCAAAGUUCCGCGCCAAGGAGGAGCGACGCAAGAACAAAGACCUCGAGGAGUGGGGCGGCAUUCAGGAGAACAAGGGCGAUGAUGACGGGGAGGACUCGGACGCUGCAAGCAGCGUGGGCGGGUACGAUGUCGUGCAGAGCAGAAAGGGCCGCAUCGACGUCGAUGAUUCUGAUUCGGACUUCAGUGACGAUGAUGAGCAGGAGGAGCCAGCGGCAGAUAAGGCUCGACGAGCUGCUGCCAAAGGAAAGUUGCGCGCAGUCGAGAGGUCAGCAGCGAAGCGCAGUCGGGCGGAGGAAGAUGACGACCUGGACGAGUCAUCCCUUGUGACCACGCUGGAGAGCAAGAAGGCGGCAGAGGCGAGGCAGAGCAAGGAGGCCGCGAUUUGGUUCGACAAUCCGCUCUUCAAAGGAAUGCCGGGCCUGGACGGCGCCGAUGUUGACGAUGACGAAGAUGAGGAAGAGCAAGAGGAUGACAGCGAAGUCGAUCAGGACGAGGAGGACGAGGACGAGGAUGAGGAGCCAAGCGAUGAGGAAGAAGAUGCCGCGUCCGACUUCGAGGUAGUCCCACGCGAAAAGGACGACGACGACUCAGAGUGGCACGUCACCGACCUGGACGUCGACGCCGAAAAGCAGCGCUUCAUCGACGAGCACGGUCUCACGACCGCCGAGGCCGUGACCCUGGCCCAGCAGCUUGUCAACAGAGAACGUACCAAAUCCGACCUCAUCAACGCGGGCUUCUCCAAGCAGAAUUUCACGGACAAGUCCGACUUGCCAGACUGGUUCCUCGACGAUGAGGGCAAGCACUGGAAGGCCAACAUCCCCAUCACAAAGGAGGCCAUGGCUGCUCUCCGUGCGCGUCAGAAGGCCCUCGAUGCUCGACCCAUCAAGAAGGUGGCCGAGGCGAAGGCGCGUAAGAAGUACAAGGCGGCUCAGCGCAUGGCCAAGGCACAGAAGAAGGCCGAGGACGUGCUGGCAAACGAGGAUGGGGAGAUGACGCAGAGGGACAAGGCGAAGAGCAUCACCAAGUUGCUGCAGAAGGGCGGGUCGAAGGCCAAGAGGAAGGAGACGCAGCUUGUCGUUGCCAAGGGGCCGAAUCGCGGACUGAAGGGUAGGCCAAAGGGCGUCAAGGGUCGCUUCAAGAUGGUCGACGGUCGCAUGAAGAAGGAGCUUCGCGCGCAGAAGAGGAUCGAUAAGCGUGAUGGGAAGAAGAGGAGUAGCGGGCAUGGAGGGAGGACCAAGGGAAAGCCGAGGGUGCCGAACGGCUAUGGAGGAGGUGGCGGCCGCUGAUCAGCGUGAUCGGAUCCGCCUUUGGCGUCUUGUACAUUCUCCAAUUUAUACAGCAUCACUACAUUCACUCGCACCGUCAUAUUUACAUUGCCUGC